AUGGGUCCGCCUUCUCUCGGGCCGACUGCACCGUUUGCCGAAGACUGUCUUCCACCGGAACUUGACUACGACUCUCGCGAUGACCUCCUCAUUUCGAUCAACGCUUGGGCUGCGACGCGGGGCUAUGCCUUCACAACGGGAAAGUCCACCAGAGCCAAGGGUGGCAGACAGACAAACGUCAGCGAAAGACAACAACCCGAGGGACGGGCUGUGAGUUUUCGAUUUUGGCCAAAGAAUCAGCCGACAGGCAAUCUUGGGCUGUGCGACACCGCCCAGACAAACGAUUUUCCCUGCAUAAUCACGCGCCCAGUCGCCACCCUUCUGCUCAUCCUGCUCAUCAUAUUCGGACCUAUAUACGACAGAACUGCGAUUCUCUUGCCACACAACAAGACAUUUACAAUGGAAUUGCAGCUACCAAGAGAGAUGUAUGCGAAGGGCAAAGUUCAAUUCACGCUUUGGCCAGUCAGCUCGACCAGGAGGGGUUUUGAGUCGGAUCCACCCGGCCAAGACGGCCGAGUGACCGCAGUCCUGUUCGCUCAUCCAGAGUCCUUGACGUAUCUCCAGGCAUACCCAGAUGUCUUGUUGCUAGAUUGCACGUACAAGACGAACAAACACGGCAUGCCGCUCCUCGACAUGAUAGGAGUAGAUGCUUGUCAGCGAUCAUUUUGCAUAGCAUUUGCAUUCCUUGGUGGGGAGACCGAAGCUGACUUCGUGUGGGCGUUGGAUCGCCUGAGGUCACUGUACGAACACCAUAGCGCCCGCUUACCCUCUGUCGUCCUAACAGACCGCUGCAUCGCCUGUAUGAACGCCGUUGCCAUUUCCUUUCCCACUUCUUGCUCACUACUCUGUCUGUGGCAUGCCAACAAGGCCGUCCUCCGCUAUUGCCGGCCAGCCUUCGUCCGCCAGGACCAACCGGAGUCCACAAACGCAGAGACAAUUGAUACGUCAGAGAGCAACGGCUGGUCUGAGUUCUACCAAUUCUGGCACUCGAUCAUGGCUGCACCAAACGAAGAAGCAUUCAAGGACCGAGCUACGCAAUUCGAGAAGAACCUGCCCGCUGCGCUUUGGAGAGCUGCUUCAAGAGACUACGUCGUCGAUGCAUUCACGAUCGGUGUCACCAUCGGAGAUCGAACCCUUACAAUUCUGCCCACUACAGCUCCAGACCAUCCUCCUGCCCAGUCGGGUCAGUCCUUUCACGCCGAAAUAGGUUCAGUUGCCACGACCUUCCCGGUGACCAAGAUUCCGGGCCCGUACCGGGUCCGCCCCGCGAUGCCACUGAGCUGCUGGUAUCGCCACCACCUAUCUCACCUGACUUGCCAGCCCCACCGCCGCCGAAAUAUGAUUCACCAGAAGCUAUACACAAAGUUAUACCGCUGCAAGAAGCGCAUGAUCACUGAAGACAUUGAAGACACUGAAGACACCGAAGACACUGAAGACACCGAAGACACCGAAGACACUGAAGACACCAAACUGAGUCCCGUCGAACUAUUAGCGUUCAGCGAAGUCGCGAUGGCCGAAGAUAACAACAACAUGCAGCCGGACGUCCUCAGCGCCCUGGUUGCCGAGAUACGAAGUCUGAGAGAAGAGAGUUCCCGAAGAAACACCCAGUUUGAAGAACGUUUUAUUGCCCUGGAACUCCAACAACACCAGCAAGCCCGUUCGUCUGAACUCCUAGAGCCAACGCCAUCUGUCACCCCGGCUGUCCCCAUUGAGGACACCCGUGUGGUCGCCACUCACAACCCUCACCCAACCAAGCGCCCCAAAUUACGAGACAUACCGAAAUUCGGCGGCGACAAGGCCCAGUGGCGAAGCUGGAAACUAGAAACCGAAGGAAAGCUACGAGUCGACAAAGAAGCCCUUGAGAUGCAGAAGGCCACUUUAUGCAAGGCUAAAGACAACGUGACCACAUUUGUGGAGAUGCAAACCGAGAAGAAAACGUUCAAUGUUGCUGAACUACUCAACCGCCUCGAAUUGCUGUACGGGGAGAGGGAUCGCAAGCAGAGAGCUACACGCAACCUGCAUUCGAUUAAGCAAGGAGAGAAUGAACCGUUCACGUCCUUUACCCCGCUUUGA
Messenger RNA from Hirsutella rhossiliensis, 2073 nucleotides. RefSeq names its product MULE transposase domain-containing protein. The transcript is spliced from 7 exons. Gene Ontology annotation, biological process: regulation of DNA-templated transcription. The record is from RefSeq and is a predicted model, not a curated record. The coding region runs from base 1 to 2073 and encodes 690 amino acids. Lineage: Eukaryota; Fungi; Ascomycota; Sordariomycetes; Hypocreales; Ophiocordycipitaceae.